CCCCAGCUGUCUCUCUGAGCGAGAGUUCACAGGCGCAUGGCUCACACAUGGAGAACGUGACUAGGUGCAUAAACAUUGGCAGGACAUUGUGAGGGGGAGCAAAAGGAAAAGGAAAAGACGUAAAAAAAAAGCCCAGCCUUCCCAAGGCAGUGUCUUAUUUAAACUUGGAAAGUCUAUUUGAAUCAAAAACUUGGUAACAGGAGGACGUAUUGCUCGUAAAAGGAUUAUACACAGGAUUGUAUGAUUACAUUUAUACUGUGAGUGUGUUUAAGGACUUGAGAGAACUUGGCAUUUAAUCAUGGAGGAGAACUACAGCAGCUUACAGGAGUUCACAGAGGAUAGCCUCUCAGCCAGAGGAAACAAACCUAUACUCUAUACAUCGCAAAACGGACAAGCUGGUACUCUUAAGAGAGUGGAUUGUAUGAGGAGACAGAUGGUGAUUUUCCUGAUCGUCACACUGCUCAUUUCGUUGUGUGCUAACAUAGCGCUGACUGUUUUCUUGGUUAAAAGGAAACCCAGCCUUCCCCCCAGCAUGGAGUCUACAGAAAUCCCUCUCUCUGAGGCACAGAUUGAGUCUCUAAAACUGUCUUCCCUGCAGGAGCGCUUCUCCCACCUCUGCUCCGACUACACAGCCCUCGGAAAGACCUGUUCAACAGAAGUGAAGCAGUGCAUGCCGUGUCCUGAUGGCUGGAGACAUAUAAAAGACAAGUGCUACUUCUUUAGCGAUGACAAACUAGACUGGAUCAGGAGCAAGCAGAGCUGUGCGACUAUGGACAGCCAGCUAACAAUACUUCACACACAUGAGCAACAUCUUGCUCUGGAGAAAAUAGCCCGCAGUUUGAGUGGGUUCGACUAUUAUUACUGGAUCGGCCUGUCAGACAUUGAGGAAGAAGGCGUGUGGAAAUGGGUGGACAACACACCAGUCAAUAAAACGUACUGGAAUGAAUGGGACGGAGAACCCAAUAACCACCAGUCUGGAGGGCUUCACGGUGAGGACUGUGCCGUACUGAAUUCUCACUCCAAAUCAUGGUACGAUGUUCCUUGUGACCACAUCUACAAACACAUCUGUGAGAUGGAUGCCAUUGCUGUAAACUGAUUCACUGUGCCAUUAAAGAUAGGAAACAAUUUUUUUACUCUGAUAAAACACUGAAUCUAUUUUUUUUUUUUUUGUAGAAAAAUGUCAUGUUUGUAUACUUUUCAAUGUGUUCUUUUGUACCUUUGUGCUUAUCCUUCACAAAAUAAACUGAUUUGACAGAAUUUCAGUUCUUCUGUAAAUAAAGGUUGCGAAACUGAUUAGGGUAAACUUUGGACAGAUUUUGGGCAGACAGAUAAAGUUUGUAGCAAUGAAGCCAGAAGUGCUACAUCAGCUUUUUUGUGUUGAUAUAGUGAACAGGAGGGGGAAAACAAAACAGCGCUGGAUUUGUGUGGUUUGUGUGAACUAUUUGUACUAACAUGAGGAUGUUGUUGAUAGUGACUAAAAAGCAAUUCUGUAUGUCACUGGAUUUAAAAAUGCUGUAAAUCUUUUUAUUUUUCUGUG
Hemibagrus wyckioides is the source of this 1537-nucleotide messenger RNA. It is a transcript of the gene cldc1, whose product is annotated as C-type lectin domain containing 1. Bases 299 to 1096 code for a protein of 265 amino acids. The record is from RefSeq and is a predicted model, not a curated record. The transcript has 6 exons. NCBI's taxonomy places the organism in Eukaryota, Metazoa, Chordata, Actinopteri, Siluriformes, Bagridae.